AGUUAAAUUUUUUAACUUCUCGAAAGUCCUUCAAUUUUCAAAAUGAGCCAAUCCUUGAUACUCGCUCUUUUGGCCCUGCUCGCUGCCAGCAAUGCGGCAUCCGUGGACCAAGUCCUUGAUCAGCAAUGGCGUGAUUUCACUCUGGAGCAUCGCAGAAUCUACCAGAACGCCGCCGAGGAGCGCUUCCGCCUGAAGGUGUUCAGUGAGAACAGAAACGCGAUUAUCGAGCACAACCAGCGAUUCGCUGCUGGUAAGGUGAGCUUCAAGCUGGCGAUCAACGAGUACGCUGACCUAACGAGCGAGGAGUUUAACGAGCUGAUGAAUGGCUUUAACUUUAACUUCACGCAGCAGGUUACAGACGCCAGUUGGGACGAUGUGACCUUCUUCUCGCCAGAGUUCGUCAGCCUGCCCAGUUCUGUGGAUUGGCGCUCCAAGGGCGCCGUUACGCCCGUGAAGAAUCAGAAGCAGUGUGGCAGCUGCUGGGCCUUUGCUAGCACGGGAACCCUGGAGGGUCUGCAGUUUCGCAAGACCGGGAAGCUGGUUGCCCUGUCCGAGCAAAACCUGGUGGACUGCUCCACAAACUGGGGAAAUCAGGGCUGCCAAGGCGGCUUCAUGACCAACGCUUUCAAUUACAUCCGGGAAAAUGGCGGCAUCGACACAGAGGUCUCGUAUCCCUAUAAGGGCAUCAAUGACAAGUGCAAGUACAACAAGGCGGCGAUCGGAGCCACAGUCACGGGAUUCAGAAUACUGCCCAAGGGCGACGAGAACAAGCUGGCCGAUGCGGUGGCCAACAUCGGACCUAUUUCGGUGGCCAUUAACGCCUCCCCCAGGUCCUUCCAAUUCUACUCCAAGGGAGUGUACAACGAGCCCGCCUGCGAUUCCGAGAAGUUGAAUCACGGCGUCACGGUUGUAGGCUACGGCAGGGAGGCCGGCAAGGACUACUGGCUGGUGAAGAACUCCUGGGGCACCAGCUGGGGCGACAAGGGCUACAUCAAGAUGCUGAGGAACGGGAAGAACCAGUGCGGCAUCAGCACCAUUCCCGUCUAUCCGACGCUUUAGUGGA
Messenger RNA from Drosophila kikkawai, 1063 nucleotides. RefSeq names its product cathepsin L1-like. The record is from RefSeq and is a predicted model, not a curated record. Gene Ontology annotation, biological process: positive regulation of peptidase activity; immune response; positive regulation of apoptotic signaling pathway. Gene Ontology annotation, cellular component: lysosome. NCBI's taxonomy places the organism in Eukaryota, Metazoa, Arthropoda, Insecta, Diptera, Drosophilidae. Gene Ontology annotation, molecular function: cysteine-type endopeptidase activity; cysteine-type endopeptidase activator activity involved in apoptotic process.